AUGGCGUACGCCACUCCCAUCACCACGCGAUCUUCCAAGACUCCCGUCGAGGACUCCGAGCUUCUGUUCCAGUUCAGCACUCCGUUCAGCACGCUGGGUUCUGCCGAGGUAACCGAGCCCGACGACGCGACGCUGUAUUCCACAUCCCACGCCAGCACCCUCGUUAGCGACCUGGGCGACCGCGCCAGCCUGCCGAGCCUGCCCGAGCACCGCCACUCCGUGGGCGGCAGCGGCGGCGACGUUACGUCGCACCACGCACAGCCUGCGGCCGCAGUGGCGGCCGCAGCCUUCGCGGGCCAUCGCGCCACCGACCCGCGCCACUUGCUGGUGUCAGCGUUGCCCCGCUCCGAGGCUCGGGCGGCUCCGGCCGCGGCUGCCGCCGCGCCCCGUCGCGCCAGUCAUCAGCCCGUCAGCCAGUCUCGGCUUUUCUCCAAGUACAACAAUUACCUCGGCGACGCGCUCAGCCCCGCCGAGCGCCGCACAGAGCGCGGGCCCGCGCCGUCUCCGGAGCAGCUCCGCGAGUUGGAGCGCAUGGUCGAGCAGAUCUGGCUCCGCGACGGCAGCCUCACCGAGGACAUGUUUGAAGACUCGUCGGACGAAGAGCACUAG
Molecule: messenger RNA, 609 nt
Organism: Lachancea fermentati
Lineage: Eukaryota; Fungi; Ascomycota; Saccharomycetes; Saccharomycetales; Saccharomycetaceae
Source: the annotation of a GenBank genome assembly